AAAUCAACCCCCCCCCAUUCCCACGACAUCAAACCCCCUGGGAAUUCUCUCCUGGGAAAGCAUUUCCGUGGUCGAGUCCUUUUUUGGCAGGGAUUUUCUUCCCCGCGGCUCCGGGAUCGUCACCCGACGGCCUCUCAUCCUGCAGCUCAUCUUCUCCAAGACAGAAUAUGCCGAGUUCCUCCACUGCAAGUCCAAGAAGUUCACGGAUUUCGACGAGGUGCGGCAGGAGAUCGAGGCGGAGACCGACCGGGUGACGGGGACCAACAAGGGCAUCUCCCCUGUCCCCAUCAACCUCCGUGUCUACUCACCCCACGUGUUGAACCUGACCCUGAUUGACCUCCCGGGGAUCACCAAGGUGCCAGUGGGGGAUCAGCCCCAGGACAUCGAGUACCAGAUCAGGGACAUGAUCCUGCAGUUCAUCAGCAGGGAGAGCAGCUUGAUCCUGGCGGUCACGCCGGCCAACAUGGACCUGGCCAACUCAGAUGCCCUCAAGAUGGCCAAAGAAGUUGAUCCUCAAGGGCUACGAACGAUUGGAGUCAUCACCAAACUGGACCUGAUGGACGAGGGCACGGACGCCCGGGACGUGCUGGAGAACAAGCUGCUCCCCCUGCGGCGAGGCUACGUCGGGGUUGUCAACCGGAGCCAGAAGGACAUCGACGGCAAGAAGGACAUCAGGGCCGCGUUGGCCGCCGAGAGGAAGUUCUUCCUGUCCCACCCAGCCUACAGGCACAUGGCCGACAGGAUGGGCACCCCCCACCUGCAGAAGGUCCUCAACCAGCAACUGACCAACCACAUCCGGGAGUCGCUGCCGUCGCUGCGCAGCAAACUCCAGAGCCAGCUGCUCUCCCUGGAGAAGGAGGUGGAGGAGUACAAGAACUUCCGUCCUGAUGAUCCCACCAGGAAAACCAAAGCUUUGCUCCAAAUGGUCCAGCAGUUCGGGGUGGACUUUGAGAAGAGGAUUGAAGGUUCAGGAGACCAGGUGGACACGCUGGAACUCUCUGGAGGUGCCCGGAUCAACCGCAUCUUCCACGAGAGGUUUCCCUUCGAGCUGGUGAAGAUGGAGUUUGAUGAGAAGGAUUUGAGGAGGGAGAUCAGCUACGCCAUCAAGAACAUCCACGGUGUGAGGACUGGGCUCUUCACCCCAGACCUGGCAUUCGAGGCCAUAGUCAAGAAGCAGGUGGUGCAGCUGAAGGAACCUUGUCUCAAGUGUGUGGACCUGGUGAUCCAGGAGCUGAUCCACACGGUCCGACAAUGCACGGCCAAGGGACCCCUGGGAUCCUACCCCAGGCUGCGGGAGGAGACCGAGAGAAUCGUCACCACCCACAUCCGGGAGAGGGAAGGGAGAACCAAGGACCAGAUCCUGCUGCUCAUCGACAUCGAACUCUCCUACAUCAACACCAACCACGAGGAUUUCAUCGGCUUCGCCAAUGCCCAGCAGAGGAACACCCAGACCAACAAGAAAAGGGCCAUCCCCAACCAGGGUGAGAUACUGGUGAUCCGGAGGGGCUGGUUGACCAUCAACAACAUCAGCAUCAUGAAGGGAGGAUCCAAGGAAUAUUGGUUUGUCCUGACAGCUGAGUCCUUGUCCUGGUACAAGGAUGAGGAGGAGAAGGAGAAGAAGUACAUGUUGCCCCUGGACAACCUGAAGAUCCGGGACGUGGAAAAAGGCUUCAUGUCCAACAAACACGUCUUCGCCAUCUUCAACACGGAGCAGAGGAAUGUCUACAAGGAUCUCCGACAGAUCGAGUUGGCCUGUGAUUCCCAGGAGGACGUGGACAGCUGGAAAGCCUCUUUCCUCCGGGCUGGAGUUUAUCCGGAGAAAGACCAAACUGAGAAUGAGGAUGGUGCCCAGGAAAACACCUUCUCCAUGGACCCGCAGCUGGAGCGGCAGGUGGAAACCAUCCGGAAUCUGGUGGAUUCCUACGUUGGGAUCAUCAACAAAUCCAUCCGGGACCUGAUGCCAAAGACCAUUAUGCACCUCAUGAUCAACAAU
Chaetura pelagica (chimney swift) is the source of this 1993-nucleotide messenger RNA. It is a transcript of the gene DNM2, whose product is annotated as dynamin 2. The record is from RefSeq and is a predicted model, not a curated record. Gene Ontology annotation, cellular component: cytoplasm; microtubule; membrane. NCBI's taxonomy places the organism in Eukaryota, Metazoa, Chordata, Aves, Apodiformes, Apodidae. Gene Ontology annotation, molecular function: GTP binding; microtubule binding; GTPase activity. The transcript has 18 exons. The annotation marks the transcript as partial.